CCUUAAAGAAAAUUCUUUCCUCUCCCAAAACCUAACGCCGUAACCCAAGCGCCGUGCGUCCAUCGCCGGCCACCUCCAAGCCUCUCUUCGACGAUCUCAGGCUUCCUCUCGUCGCAUCCCAUGGCACCCAUCAUCACCAAGGACACCCCGUGGUUCAACUCCACACCAAGAUGCACUUUCCUAUCAAAUUGAUCUCCACCAACUUCUCCAUUUGGCAGUGCCAGGUUUGCUCAUCGCUCUUGAUCUCAUCAGGUAUGUUGACGGUACUCUCCAUGCGCCACCGAAAGUCCUUGAAGGAGCGGCCAACCCUUGCUAUUCUAUAUGGUUCCGCCAAGAUCAAUCUAUCAUUGGAGCCUUACUUGGCAGUUGUUCCGAUCAGGUCCAGCCGCUUAUCUCCACCUGUGAAACCGCGUAGUCCGAUUUUGGAGGAAGACCUAGUUGUUCAUGUCCUCAACCAAGUGGGUGAUGAAUAUGACUCCACCUCUGCUGCCCGUGUUCGUGCCGAACCACUUUCGUUCAAAGAACUUGGGGAUAUUCUAAAGGAGCACGAAAAGAAAAUUCAGCUGUCGGAAGCCACUCGCACUCUAUCCCUCGCCACUACCAAUUACACUCAGCAGCAAUCUGGUGGCGGUGGGAGUUCUCGGUUUGGUCAGCAUCACCGUGACAGCGGUCGUGACAGUGGUUCCUCCGCAAACCGUCGCAGUCGUGGGUAGACGACUGGUAGAACCGCACGGUUCACUGCGGGCAGUGGAUGCCAAUUCCUUCGUCACCAUGGUCUUUCUCCCCCGCCUGUGGCUCACUCCACAGG
Cuscuta campestris is the source of this 808-nucleotide messenger RNA. NCBI's taxonomy places the organism in Eukaryota, Viridiplantae, Streptophyta, Magnoliopsida, Solanales, Convolvulaceae. The record is from the annotation of a GenBank genome assembly.